AUGCCUAUUUCUAAACUCACCUUCUGCACCUUUCUUCUUCUUUUUCUUUUCGCCAACGGAUCCAACGCCACAGCUGCAAAGGUUGAUGUCGGAAUCAUUCUUGAUCUUCAGACGCCUCUUGGAAAGAGGUACAAAACUUGCAUUUUCAUGGCCAUUGAAGACUUCUACUCCAAGAACAGUAAUUAUAGCACCGUGAUCGUGCCACAUUUCAAGGAUUCAAGCAAAGACGUUGUUUCUGCAGCCAUUGAUCUGAUGAAAGAAUACUCAAGUAGUGGCUAUUUGGGGGCCACAAACAUCCAGUCAAGCAGACUUUGUUAUAGAAAUCGCCAAAGCAGUAGCUGCAGUUGUGAAGAACUUUGGUUGGAGAGAGGUUUUUUUUUUAUCUACGAGGAUACGAAAUAUGGUAGUGGAUUAGUACAAUUUUUGGCUGAGGAGCUGCUAAACAGCAAUGUCUCAUCCAGAAAUGCAGUGUCUCCUUCUGCUGAAAAUGAUGAGAUUCUUCAGCAACUGAAUGAGAUAAAGAAGAAGCUGCAGGCAAAGGUGUUUGUGGUUCACAUGCUACCAUCUCUUGCAUCUCGAUUCUUCCAAAUGGCGAAAGAAGCUGGGAUGAUGAGCAAGGGGUAUGCAUGGAUAAUUGCUGAUCAGCUAACUAGUUUAUUGGAUUCAGAAGGUAUUGAAGCAAUGCAGGGAGUAGUAGGUGUGAAGGCUUAUAUCCCGAAAUCUGACCAAGUUAUUAGCUUCGUUAGAAGAUGGAAGAAGAGGUUUUCUGAGGAGAAUCCGGAGAUUGAAAGACCAGAACUGAAUGUUUUUGGUUUGUGGGCUUAUGACAGCAUAGCUGCUGUAGCAGAAUCCGUGGAGCGUGUACGCGCAGAUGCAUCUCCAAGAUUCAAGAACAUGGCUCGUGGAGGCGGCUCGAUAGAUUUGGAAGCGAUAGGGACUUCAAAUAGUGGUCCAAAACUUGCACCAUUGAUCAGAAAUUUUAUGUCUAAAGGGCUGAGUGGUGAUUACAAUAUCAGUGAUGGUCAGUUACAACCAUCCGAAUUCGAGAUUGUGAAUGUGAUUGGUAAUGGAGUAAACACUGCCGGAUUCUGGACAGUACAGAAUGGCGUUUUGAAGGAUCUUGCCAUCAUAUGGCCUGGCAAAACAACUAUCGCGCCUCAUGGCUUGAGCGGGAGCAAGUUGAGAGUCGGAGUUCCUAUAAACAUGACAUUUAAUGAAUUUGUCAGAGUUGAAAAGGAUGAAGAUGGUGCUGUUAACGCAACUGGUUUCUGCAUUGAUGUUUUUGAGGAAGCUUUGCAGUCAUUAGCCUAUGAAGAUGGACUUGCAAUAGAGUAUAUCACAUUUGAAACUGGGAAUUAUGAUGACCUUGUUUAUCAAAUAUUUCUUCAGAAUAUUGAUGCAGUUGUGGGAGAUGUGACCAUUACAAGUAACAGAUCAAAAUUUGUUGAUUUCACUGUUCCUUACACAGAACCUGGAGUUGCUAUGCUCGUGCUAACCACAGAUAUAAAGACGAAGAAUGCUUGGAUAUUCAUGAAUCCUCUUAACACUUGGCCUCUGCAUCUUCACCGGAUUUGUAGUUUGGGUUCUUGA
Salvia splendens (bonfire salvia) is the source of this 1590-nucleotide messenger RNA. Its product is annotated as glutamate receptor 2.9. The record is from RefSeq and is a predicted model, not a curated record. Gene Ontology annotation, cellular component: membrane. Gene Ontology annotation, molecular function: ligand-gated monoatomic ion channel activity. The coding region runs from base 1 to 1590 and encodes 529 amino acids. NCBI's taxonomy places the organism in Eukaryota, Viridiplantae, Streptophyta, Magnoliopsida, Lamiales, Lamiaceae. The transcript is spliced from 4 exons.